ACUCAGUGGUUGACAGAGACAUCCAGGAGAGUCCAGAGUGGAGGAGGGAGAAGGCACCAUUCGUUCGGCUUUGGUCCACUCUGCCUCAGAGGGCAGAGCUCUAACCAGAUACGCUGCAAGCAUCAGAAUCGGGAUGAACAUCAAGGUUGGGAACAUUUCUUACACAGGAGCCAUCAUCUCCUGGUCAUCCUCAGAGCCCUGCCUGGAGGACUAUUACCAUAUUAUGUACAGGCCCAACUGGAACAGCAUCUUCUCUGGCUACCUUCGCUACAGCUUCCACCACGAGGAGACGGUGCCUCGGACCACCAGCUCCGUGGUGCUGGAGCAUCUCGCCCCGUCCACUCUCUACUUCCUGUGCAUCAGCUGUAAGAAGGCCGCUUACAGGCACUACUGCACCAUGUUCCACACCCUGGAUAAGAGUCCGCUGGCGGCCGGAAGCUCCCUGGUGGACCCCCAAAUCUCCCUGUGGGUGCUGAUGGCCAUCCUGCUGGCCUGCUUCACGGCUGUCUUAGCCUUCAUCUGCCUCCAGUUCUGGUGCAUCCGUUGCCAUGAGCCCCGGUGGUCUUACAGAGCUGGCCAUGUGGAGGAGGCCAAUGGGCUGGUGAGAUGGCCGGAGGAGGCCCCGGCUCUUGGGCAGAGGGAAGAAGACCUGCAGGGCCUGCCCCUGGUGGAGCUACCACGCAAGAACUCUGGAGCUGAAGCCGAACCAGAAGCAGAAGCCUACCGGGAUGCCCCCAACGCGGGUAGAGCCUUACAGAGGGAGGGGCUUGACCAACCAGCCAUGCUGCCCCAUCAUGGGGAGUGAAGGUGAGGAGACGGCUGGCAUCAGGGGCCUAAAGCCCUCCACGCAGUAGGCCUUCUGUAAAAAUUUGCCUGUAGACUACCACUUUUCUCCCAUCAAAUGUCAAUGGUAUUACUACAGAUCGUCUGGGUUGGACAAAUGCCUGAUAACAAAGCUCUCAAGCUGGAAAAUGUACACUUCCAGGG
Molecule: messenger RNA, 987 nt
Organism: Otolemur garnettii (small-eared galago)
Lineage: Eukaryota; Metazoa; Chordata; Mammalia; Primates; Galagidae
Gene: FNDC9
Product: fibronectin type III domain containing 9
Exons: 2
Coding region: 134-805 (223 amino acids)
Molecular function (GO): protein binding
Source: RefSeq, a predicted model, not a curated record